Molecule: messenger RNA, 1164 nt
Organism: Trematomus bernacchii (emerald rockcod)
Lineage: Eukaryota; Metazoa; Chordata; Actinopteri; Perciformes; Nototheniidae
Exons: 8
Coding region: 428-1144 (238 amino acids)
Biological process (GO): response to bacterium
Source: RefSeq, a predicted model, not a curated record
AAAUUAUUCGCAGACAUCUUUACACAAAUGGCAACGUCUCAACAAGAAUCCGAUUAAACUCCAGUGAGCCUGAUCACAAUGAGACUUCACAAAACUGUGGUGUAAUGCGAGACUGCAAUGGUGUGUGCUGGAUGCUGCUGUUCUCUCUGUGUCCAGCUGUUGCUGCUCUGUCCUCUCUCCUCUCCUCUCUCCUGGUGUACCACCUCUGUAAGAAAGAAGCUAAAGAACUUCAAACUGAUCAGCAAACACCUCAAACAAGACAAAAUCAGGAUGAAGAUGUGUGUUAUGCUGCACUGGAAAUUCGCCCGGCGUCACAUAGACCAAAGAGGACGACAACCCAGAGUUCUGACUUCAGCACCUAUUCUGCCAUCAACACUUCUAGGAUGUAAAGAGUUUGAACAACAGCACAAAGCAGAAUCUAUGACUGAUGAGAGUUGUAUCUUUCAGUCAUGGUUGGACCUCUGGAUCAGAGUUGGAGAUGACAGUCAGACCAGGAGAAAACAUCAGUCUCUACUGUGACUGCAAGUUAUCAACCGGAGUAUACAUCGUGUGGUACAGGAACUGCUCUCAUGAGAACCAGCCUUCUCUCGUCCUUAAAAAUGUAUGGACACUAACAAACAUUGAACGCGCACUUAAUCCUCUCCCUCGUUUCCACUUUGUGAGAAACUUUUCCUCUGAGUCCUAUGACCUGCUGAUCAUUAACACCACUGAGACCGAUGAAGGGCUCUACUACUGUGGAACUGAAACGUUUUAUGUGGAGAGUGAAAAACAAAUUAUUCGCAGACAUCUUUACACAAAUGGCAACGUCUCAACAAGAAUCCGAUUAAACUCCAGUGAGCCUGAUCACAAUGAGACUUCACAAAACUGCGGUGACUGCAAUGGUGUGUGCUGGAUGCUGCUGUUCUCUCUGUGUCCAGCUGUUGCUGCUCUGUCCUCUCUCCUCUCCUCUCUCCUGGUGUACCACCUCUGUAAGAAAGAAGCUAAAGAACCUCAAACUGAUCUGCAAACACCUCAAACAAGACAAAAUCAGGAUCAAGAUGUGUGCUUUGCUGCACUGGAAAUUCGCCCGGUGUCACAUAGACCAAAGAGGACGACAACCCAGAGUUCUGUCACCUAUUCUGCCAUCGACACUUCUAGGAUGUAAAGAGUUUGAACAACAGCACA